This is a messenger RNA of Parathielavia appendiculata, 1668 nucleotides long. RefSeq lists its product as uncharacterized. Gene Ontology annotation, biological process: plasma membrane tubulation; actin cortical patch localization; endocytosis. The coding region runs from base 213 to 1598 and encodes 461 amino acids. The record is from RefSeq and is a predicted model, not a curated record. The transcript has 4 exons. Gene Ontology annotation, cellular component: Rvs161p-Rvs167p complex; actin cortical patch; medial cortex. Gene Ontology annotation, molecular function: lipid binding; protein binding. NCBI's taxonomy places the organism in Eukaryota, Fungi, Ascomycota, Sordariomycetes, Sordariales, Chaetomiaceae.
AUCGCUCAUUUUAUUUCCCUUUUUGCUUUUUUCCUCUCCCAUCCUUCGUGCAUAAGCAUCCUGGGUUUAUCCGACCCUUUGAUCGACUCUAUACAAUCUUAUUUCCAACAUGGUGUGAUGCGCCUAUCGACUUUCUCUCUUUCAGGGCCAUACUCAUUUUAUUUAGUUUAGCCUACCAGGAGCCAGGAACUCACUUUCAUCGCGGUUUCAGGAUGCAGUCGAUGCAGAGGCAGUUUGGCAAACUCUGGAACAAAUGUCCGGGAGACAAUGCCAAAGUCGCGGUUCUGCUUAAGGAUUACGAGGAUGCCGACGCGGUUCUCGCCCAGCUCAUUGAGAACGCGAGAAUGUGGAGGGACUCCUGGGCUGCCAUCGCCAGCACCCAAUUGCAAGUUGUUGCUGAAUACGAAGCUCUCUACGAUCCUGUUGUCGGUGCUGCCGAUGGCCAAACCGCACGCGAAACCGUCCAGACUCCGGAGCUCCAAUUGCAGCGCACAUUCAGCCUUAGGAAGGCGUACACGGACCUGAAGGCGGAACUGGCAGAGGAGAUUACUCUAAUUGAGGGCCACGUGUUGAAACCGGCGACCGGUGCCCGAGACUGCAUUGCCCCCAUCCGCAAGACCAUGAAGAAACGCGAGGACAGGAGAUUGGACUACGAGAAGUCACAGGAUAAGGCAGAGAAGCUCCGGAGAAAACCAGGUCGAACCCCCAAAGAGGACGCUGCCUUGGCAAAAGCUGACGCCGAGUUUUCACGGGCUUCUGAUGAAUUCAGGAUUGCUGAUGAGCACUUGAGAGCGACUUUGCCGCCCAUCAUCAGGGCGUCAUUCGACCUGGUCCCCCCUUUGCUCUCCAACCUCAUCCUGAUCCAAAACAGGCUCCUUGGCCUGUAUUACACGGCGUUGCACGGUUACUGUGAGGAGUUUGGGUUUCCGUCACCGCCUCCCCCAAUGGAAGACGUUAUUGCCACCUGGAACGGAGCAUUCAGUCCAAUUCGCAGCCACGUCGAGUCCGUUUGCUUCUUGGCUCGCGGCAAAGCAGUCAGACCAUCCAUGAGCACCGGAAACCUGGCGGCUUCAAACUCGAAUGCCUUUAUGGGCGGAGUCCGUCGCACCACCUCAGGCCUCAUACCCGGUCCCAAGCCACGGACGCUCCGAGCCCCGUCUGGCCCGGUUGAGGACCACACCCCGGCCCCGUCCCCAUCCUACAACCGACCUGAUUACUCCAAUGCCACAGAGUUCACGACGGCCACGAUUCUCAGCGGGGCACCAGUAAACCGCCCCAGCGGCACACUGACGCAACGAGAAUAUUUCAACGCAGUUGAACCUGCUGCACCAUCGGCCCGUGCCCAGUUUACCAACGGACUCGGGAAGAAAAAGCCGCCGCCCCCGCCCCCCCCUAAGCGUGUCGCGACGACCAAGCCCGACCAGUGGGUCGUCGCGCAGUAUCCCUUCACGGGCCAAGGGGUUAGCGACCUUUCCUUUGGCGAGGGGGCUCGGAUCAGGGUGGUCAAGAGGACCGAGACAGACCAAGAUUGGUGGGUCGGCGAGUUGGAAGGAGUCACCGGCAACUUCCCAGCUAACUAUUGUAAGCCGGUUGCAUAAGCAAAAGUCGACUCCCUCCUUUCGUUGGUAUGAAGGAGAUUUAGACUCUGGUAUUUCGGCUUGAGGGGGA